Vitis riparia (riverbank grape) is the source of this 819-nucleotide messenger RNA. RefSeq names its product 40S ribosomal protein S15. The transcript is spliced from 4 exons. The record is from RefSeq and is a predicted model, not a curated record. Gene Ontology annotation, biological process: translation; ribosomal small subunit assembly. NCBI's taxonomy places the organism in Eukaryota, Viridiplantae, Streptophyta, Magnoliopsida, Vitales, Vitaceae. Gene Ontology annotation, cellular component: cytosolic small ribosomal subunit; ribosome. Bases 103 to 558 code for a protein of 151 amino acids. Gene Ontology annotation, molecular function: RNA binding; structural constituent of ribosome.
AUAUAAAUACUAAUUCCCUUAGGAUUCACAAAACCCUAGCGGCGCGACAUCAGAGCCUCUUACGAUUAGGGUUUCAGACUCCCAUCUCCAGAUUCUUCAAGCAUGGCGGAUGUCGAAGUUGAUGUGGCCCCAGGAGUGCCGAAGAAGAGAACGUUCAAGAAGUUCAGCUUCAGGGGUGUCGAUUUGGAUGCACUUCUCGACAUGUCCACUGAUGAGCUUGUCAAGCUCUUUCCCGCCCGUGCUAGAAGAAGGUUCCAGAGGGGACUGAAGCGAAAGCCCAUGGCCUUGAUCAAGAAGCUUCGCAAGGCGAAACGUGAGGCACCACCUGGUGAGAAGCCAGAACCAGUCAGAACCCAUCUGCGCAAUAUGAUCAUUGUACCUGAAAUGAUUGGAAGCAUUACAGGCGUGUACAAUGGGAAGACCUUCAAUCAGGUUGAAAUCAAACCGGAAAUGAUUGGGCAUUAUUUGGCUGAGUUCUCAAUCUCAUACAAGCCAGUGAAGCACGGAAGACCUGGUAUUGGUGCCACCCACUCAUCUAGGUUCAUUCCUCUCAAGUGAGAUCUUUACCAGCAACCUAGACAUUUAAGUUUGUCAUUUUCAAGAAGCAGCUUUGUUGAUCAAACUUUUACAGGUCCCUGCCAGUUUUGCUUGUUUAGUAUUUUUGCAAUGGAACUCGUUAUUUAGAUGAUGCUUAUUUCAAAGAUUUCAUAGUUUUGAGAAUGUGACGCUGAUGAUGGAUCAAUUUUUGAUUUGGUCAUUGUUUAAAUGAGUGCACAAGGAUAUUAUUUGUUUGCCCUAUAUAAGGUUAGGCUUGGAUCC